CCUCUAUCCUUAGCAACCCCAAACAGUAUGGCGGUAAAGGUACACAUGUACACGCUAUUCAAACAGUGAUCGCGAAGCGGUCGUUUGUGUACCUGUAGUUACUAGUAGGAGCAGUAGAUUAGAGAUGACGGCUUAUAUGCCACCAAUUUCGAGGAAAAAAAGGGUGGAGGCGAAGUUUGACCCGAACACUUUUCGCAUUUUUGGCGAUAAAGGAGUCACACGGCAACAACCUGAGCCUGUUUAUCCAGAAAUAUCACAAUACCAUGUUGACUAUGAUGGGAUAUGGGCACCUCCAGCCAUACCAAGGCCAGUGCCCGAUUACAGAAUAAACAGGCCGCAUGGACUCAGUGCCAGCUUUCUGAGGCAUAAUUGCAGAUUUCUGAAUGAGCCCAUAUGUAAUGUUACCACACAGAAUGUUCAUGAUGUACAACAUGAAUGGUACCCUGGUAUGCCAGAUCCUGUGGAAUCUGCAUCCCCAAGAAGAACAUUGGAUACAACAUUUAGAUAUGACUAUAACAAACUUGACAUCAAAAACCCUGGACUUACAAGGCAUGGAUGUAAUCCUAACACCAGUGCAGCUCUUGGCAUAGUGCCAGUCAACCCACUUCCAGAGAAAAAUGGCUCCCAUAGAUUUUGGAAAGAAAGGAUUUCAUAUGAGCAUCAAUAUAAUUCCAGAAAGGAUCCGAACUAUCCCAUAAGAGCAAAGCGCCAUGGCAGUUUUGUGUGGGACAGCAUUCCAACAGAGGUUGCAGUGAAAUAUGCCAAUCGACCUGGCUACUCAGCCAGUAGUCCAGUCUAUGUCCCCUCCCUCCUUACCAACGAGAUGCGUCGUGAGAUGACCAUGCCAGCAAACUUGAAAAUGGGUCAGUGCAAUGGUUCCGCAGGGAGCAGAAAUGGUAGUGCCAAAUCACGAAGAAGCAGCGUUGGAAGUAAAAGUGCUGAGAAACAGAAGCAAGGAAAAGACAAUGCUAUAACUAACACUGUACAUAAAGAAACUUCAGCACAGAGGAUUGAAGUAAAACCAAGCACAGGAAAAAGAAAACAAGAAGAACCAGAAGAGAAAUUAGAUGGCAUCCGUAACUUGGAUUCUUCAUAAGAGAAAUUAUUGUGAUGUUGAUUUAAGUGUGAAGGUUUUUUUUUAUUUCUUGUUUGUUUUCCAAUAUUUUCAUUUCCCACUCAUAUUCAACCAUGGUUUUUAUUUCAUUCCUGUUGUCUUAGCACUUCUAUACAUUUAAAAUAUAAUAGAUUGAAAAUUUCAAUUGGUUAAUCCUUCACUGAGGUGAAUAAGCAGAGCAAAUCAUUGUUCUCUAGUCAGUUAUCGGUUUGGUAAAAUACCAUCAAAAUAUGUUAGUUUAAGGUUUUAAAAGUAACUUAAAUCAAGCUUAAAUGGUUCAAAUUUGACAAGAACAUAUAAAUGGAAACAAAUGAGAUUUCCAAAAUCCCAAACUGUAUCAGAUUUUAUAUUAAUUGCUCAAUUUUUCUGUUAUGUAGUUCUUCGUAGACUUAUUUGUAUGUUUUUCUACUACCAAAAAAAGAGGUUUUGUGUAAAUGUUCUUCCAUGCAAAGGGUUUGCUGGUUUGACUUUUUAAAUACCUCUUAUGCUUUAUUGGUCAACACUUAUUUAUGAAGGAAAUACUUUUUAAUGUCCUUCUCAAGGGUAAAAAUCCUUCCAUAUUCUCAUUUAAAAUAACAUUAUGAAAAUACCACCAUUUUAGACAUAUGUAUUCAAAAUUCUUCCUUCACAAUGUGUGUGAUAAAGACAACUGGGCCUACAAAAAUCUGGCCACUUUAAAUGUUUUAAACUGUCUUUGUACAAAUUAAUUUUGUGAAUUGAUUAAAUAAACCAAUCUAAAAUACA
Lingula anatina is the source of this 1858-nucleotide messenger RNA. RefSeq lists its product as uncharacterized. The record is from RefSeq and is a predicted model, not a curated record. NCBI's taxonomy places the organism in Eukaryota, Metazoa, Brachiopoda, Lingulata, Lingulida, Lingulidae.